CACCAAAGAACAGUCCAUGAAGGUCGACAAGAUUUUGUUUGUGACAAAUGUCAGAAGAAAUUUGCAGAACGAGGCAAUUUGUCCAAACACCAAAUGACGGUACAUGAUAAUCGCAAAGAUUUUGCAUGCGACAAGUGCGAGAAAAAAUUUGAACGAAGAUCAAAUUGGCUUCUCCAUCAAAAAACAGUCCACGGAGAUCAGAAAAAUUACACGUGCAAUAAUUGCGAGAAGAUGUUUAGACAUCGAAACGAUUUGACCAGACACCAAAAGUUAGUUCACGAAGAAACCGAUUACAAACAAGUUGCAACGAGCUGAAAAAAGUGAAGACUUUAAGUUAUAACAAUAAUUGCCAAAUAACAAAUACCUGUUAAUCAAGUCUCAAACUUACUAAAAAUGUGAUGAUGGCAAAUACUAGUGGUAUACUCUAGGAUAUAUCGACCCUUUUAGUAUUUUGGAUCAUGAUCAGAGAUGUUUUAUCGGAGCCAUUUUUUUACAUUAUUAUCGUAUAUCCUUCUAUUAUAGUUUACUUU
This is a messenger RNA of Trichogramma pretiosum, 530 nucleotides long. Its product is annotated as zinc finger protein 75A-like. The record is from RefSeq and is a predicted model, not a curated record. Bases 94 to 315 code for a protein of 73 amino acids. NCBI's taxonomy places the organism in Eukaryota, Metazoa, Arthropoda, Insecta, Hymenoptera, Trichogrammatidae. The transcript is spliced from 2 exons.